GACAGCAAGACCAUGAGGCUCUUAAGAACUAUAUCACUCCUGGGCUGGCUGCUGUUUCCAGGUUGCAUGUCUUCUCUGAGGGGCCCUGCAGCAGUGACUGGAUUUCUCGGCAGGUCGCUAUCUGUGAUGUGCCACUAUGAUGAUGGAUAUCAGACAUAUUAUAAAUAUUGGUGCAAAGGAGCCAGUUGGAAAUAUUGUAGCAUAGUUGUUGGAACCACAGGGACAGAGGCAGAAGCGAAGGCUGGCACAACAUCUAUCAAGGAUGAUCAUAUCCGUUUUGAAUUCACAAUGAGACUGAAGAAACUCACAAUGCAAGAUGCUGGGAUUUACUGGUGUGCCAUAGAAAGAAAAGGCAUUGAUCUUAGAUCCCGUGUAGAUAUUACUGUUCUCCCAGCCCCCUCCUCAGAUGCAGAAGGAAAAAAUGGAGUUACCAAACAACCAGGCCCCGAUUCCCCCAUAAACACAGCUGGGAAAGAAAAAUCGAGCUCCAGCCUUACUCCUACUAAAUAUCUUAUUUAUGAGUCCUUCCUGAUUUCAAUCAGCUUGAAAAUCCCCAUCUUCCUGUGUUUGAUCUUUGCAAUUAUCUGGAUGCAUAGAAGACAUCACCAGGAGAGAGCUUCAGUGGCCACACUUCAAGAAAAUGUUGGAGUUCCCGUUCCACAGCCCAGCUGUAACCAUCCAAACUCCUUGUGUGUGACAGGGAGGUAUGUGACAGAGAGGUAAACUAUAUGAGGAAGGGGGUAUCCCUACUACACUACGAAAGACCUUAAUUUAGUGAGGAAAGCAUCCAACGGCUAAAAACCUCUAUCAAACUGCAGGACAUGAAUUGCUAUUUUAUAUCUGAAGAUUUAAUCACAACCAGCAGCAAAAAAAUGCAGGUGUCAUAUGAGAACAAGAUAGUUUCCCAUGUCCCUCAGCUGAAUAUAUCACCACCACUAUGCUCAUUCACUCAUCUUCUCCACCUGCAACUUAGCAGGUGAAUCCAGAAAGACCAUCCACUCCCUUUUGGUCAUAGGUGUACUUGUCAAAAUAAUUGUGGAUCACUGAAGUUAUUUCCCAUGUUCUCCUGGGAUAUAUUCUAUGUAUGCUAUGCUCCAGGGGGUGCCCUCAGGGGUAGAGUCUCAGUCCAAAGAAGUAAAAGCAUUUCAGCAAAAUACUUACCCAAGAGAGCAGGAUUCAGGGUGCCGCAUA
Rhineura floridana is the source of this 1191-nucleotide messenger RNA. RefSeq names its product CMRF35-like molecule 5. Gene Ontology annotation, molecular function: transmembrane signaling receptor activity. Gene Ontology annotation, cellular component: plasma membrane. The record is from RefSeq and is a predicted model, not a curated record. Bases 13 to 723 code for a protein of 236 amino acids. The transcript is spliced from 4 exons. NCBI's taxonomy places the organism in Eukaryota, Metazoa, Chordata, Lepidosauria, Squamata, Rhineuridae.